Molecule: messenger RNA, 1457 nt
Organism: Trachymyrmex septentrionalis
Lineage: Eukaryota; Metazoa; Arthropoda; Insecta; Hymenoptera; Formicidae
Product: probable DNA primase large subunit
Exons: 4
Coding region: 91-1362 (423 amino acids)
Biological process (GO): DNA replication, synthesis of primer
Cellular component (GO): alpha DNA polymerase:primase complex
Source: RefSeq, a predicted model, not a curated record
UGCUGGACAUUGUUGUGGUUAAACUCCAAUUACAAAGUCUUUAUUUAUAAGUACAUUUUCAUAUGUAACAAAACUUGAGAGUUAUCUGAUAUGAUUGAUGUAGACAUAGAUAUGUUUUAUAUUAUACCACCAAAUGGCGAGAUACCGCUUUAUAUUAUGGAAGAUUGUAUUUUGACUAGAUUAGAUUAUUUGAGGCUCCUGAGUGAAGGAUCUGCUAAUAAAUUUGAUGGGAAAUUUGAAUACUUAUUAGAAAAUUCUACUUACGAUAAAAUUGGACAUUUUAUAUUAAGGUUAUUAGCUUCUACAUCGUCAGAUUUAUGUAUAUAUUGGAUUGGCAAAGAAUCAUUAUUAUUUAAACAUAGAUUAGAUAGUCUAUCACCUAGACGAUUACAUAAAUUAUUAAAGCAAAUUACAUGGAAACUGCAAAUAUUUAAAGAUAAGAAAAGUACAAUUGACACAACUCUCAUUGAGUUAUGCAAAUUUUAUAUGCAGCCCUUAGUUUUUAAACAUCUGACAUCAAAUUGUCAUGAUUGCGAUAAUUUUCGAUAUGAAAUGAGAUUUGAAAUAAUACCAGAUUUGGUGAAAGAAAGAGAACUAGCCCUUAAUAAUGGAAAUGUCAUCACACAUUGUUCAGAUUGGAAAAAAGUACUUCGAUUAUUAUUUAGUAAUUAUGUAAUCAAUGAAAUAAAUAUUAUGAAGAGACAGUCGCUAUAUAUCAUAAAACAUGAUCUUAGAUUCCACAUUUUGAAUCAGAAAAUUCAAUCCUAUCUCUUCAAGGAAGGUGUUCCUCAUGGAAAAGUAACUAUUGAUAACAUAGAAGCAGAAGCACAGAAAUUUCCAUUAUGUAUGCAACAUUUGCAUUCUUUAUUAAGAAGAAGACAUCGUCUCAGUCACUAUGCGCGUUUAUACUACAGUCUUUUUCUGAAAGAAAUAGGAAUGACCCUAGAAGAUUCAAUUGUAUUUUGGAAGCAAGAAUAUUCCAAGCCACACACUUGUACUUCAGUAUGUUCACACAAUUGGCAAUCCAAUGAGAAAAAAUUCAUAUAUAGCAUCAGGCACAUGUAUGGUUUAGAAGGAUCGCGAAGAACUUACAAGACGCCUGACUGCAAUCUCAUUUGUGUUGGUAUUAGUGGAGCAACAUACGAGGGUGGUUGUCCUUUCAAGGAUUUUGAUACGAGUGUACUCAGAAAUCUUUUACAAGCUUCAGUAAAUGAAGAUGAAAUUGAAAAAUUUAUAAAUAAUGUAUCUACUAAAGAUCCAGAAGUUCUCUGCACUACAUUUCUGAAACUCAUACGCAAAGAUGACAUUAACGACGUCGUUAUCAAAAGUCCAGUACAAUACUACCAAAGAAUGAUUAAUUAAUAUCAAUUCUAUCUUCGUAAUGAAAACUGUAUACAAUUAAUGCCUUCAUUCCUGCCAGUAUUUUUUAUUGUUUAAUUCAAGAUCUUGCUAAUAUA